Messenger RNA from Hydatigera taeniaeformis, 396 nucleotides. NCBI's taxonomy places the organism in Eukaryota, Metazoa, Platyhelminthes, Cestoda, Cyclophyllidea, Taeniidae. The record is from the annotation of a GenBank genome assembly.
UAUGAGGAGCUUAGACAUUGUCACGAUGUUGGUGAUGAAAGGAUUUUUCUUCUCCUUUUCGACCUUUCUGCCCAGCGAAGCCACCAUCAAACAGGACCAUCACGACCCGUCUUCUUCUCGCCCAGUCUAACUACGAGUCCGGCGUCUGGCAUGGGUGGAGCGGUGGUGCCUGGAACAAAGAAAACCUCACCUCUACCUUCCACUCGACUUUCACAUCAACGUAAUGAAGUUCUGUCUCCUAUGUACCAGCUGCCAAAAUUUGUGAAUUCCCCACCUCGAAAUCUCGAGAUGUCGCCAAAGCAGAAGGCCAGACUGGACGAAUUGCGACUCGAGAAGGCGAAUUGUGAACAAUUCCGACGGAAGAAUAAUCAACUGGGUAUGCUUUGUCCUGCAUGA